Messenger RNA from Entamoeba dispar SAW760, 762 nucleotides. RefSeq lists its product as uncharacterized. NCBI's taxonomy places the organism in Eukaryota, Evosea, Mastigamoebida, Endamoebidae. The record is from RefSeq and is a predicted model, not a curated record. Bases 1 to 762 code for a protein of 253 amino acids. The transcript has a single exon. Gene Ontology annotation, biological process: regulation of miRNA-mediated gene silencing.
AUGUCAAGGGCUGAUGCAUUAUUUCAAAUACUUAAUGGACUUGGACCACGAGUAGAACAACAAUUAUUUUUUAUUUUAGAUUUUCAAAUAAGUUAUAAAACUGAUAUUUGUACAGUUCCAGUAGAGAUUUGUAUUAAACCAACAUUAUUAAAUGGAACAAUUAAUAUUGAGUGUUUUCAAACGAUUAUUAAUCAACCAAUUCCUAUUCAACAUUUUCUUAAUUCUAAGCACUAUACAGAUUUUGAACAUGGAAUUUCACAAGAAAAUAAUCCAGUUCCACAAACUGAUUUUGAUUUUUUAUGGAAAAAAAUUAACUCAUUUAUUAAAUCAAAUAUGUCAAAAUAUAGUGAUUCAUCAAUGUUACCAAUUGUUAUUUGUACACCAUUUAUAUCAAGUGUUCAAUGUAUUGAAUUUUUAGCUUCUCAAGCUAAAGUCUCUGAUGUAAGAAGAAGUGUUUUUAAUACUAUGUUUUCUGUUGACGAUUUUGUUGAAUGUGUUAAUAGAUUUAAAGAAAUUAUUCCAAAUACUAAUGCAAUUUAUAAUUUCUAUAAACCUUUAGUUUGUUGGACUUGUAAUAAUAAUUUUAAAUGUGAUUUUCAUAAAUCAAAUGGAACAAGAACUUUUUGUUGUUCAAAAACAAAUUCAGAAUAUUUAGCUUCAACACUUUGUGAUUUGUACAAAACAAUUAAAUCAAAAAUAUUUGUUGCGUCAGUUCCUCCUCAAGUCCAAUCAAUGGUUCCUCAACAACAAUUAUAUUAUUGA